Patiria miniata (bat star) is the source of this 2000-nucleotide messenger RNA. Its product is annotated as D-beta-hydroxybutyrate dehydrogenase, mitochondrial-like. Lineage: Eukaryota; Metazoa; Echinodermata; Asteroidea; Valvatida; Asterinidae. The record is from RefSeq and is a predicted model, not a curated record. Bases 210 to 1301 code for a protein of 363 amino acids. The transcript has 5 exons.
ACGCCCAUCGGAUUAUUAGCUUAAUGCGAUACCAUCAAAUCUAAAGGUCGUGAAUAUAUGCAAACAAGAUUGCCUGUUUUACUACUGUUUGCUACAAAUCAAUGCACACUACCACAUACAUUUAUAUGACAUUGUUUUUCCUGAGCAACUGGAAAGUAGAUCUGUGAAAGCAACGUAAGUUUUCGAGGGUCGUUUACUUAUGAGCAACAAUGCCAGUGGAUAGACAGACGUACUUCUAUUCCUGGGCCAUCUUGUCUUUGUUGGCCCUGGCAGUUUAUUUGGGAGAGGACAGCAUUGCUGCUAAAAUCAUCGCUGGUACCUUGGCCGUGGCUGGGCUGUACAUUGGAGGCAAACUGGUGCCCAGGGGUCACGUCAGCCCCGAGGGUAAGGCGGUGUUUAUUACCGGGUGUGACACGGGGUUUGGCAACGGGUUGGCGAGGCGGCUGGACGGCUGCGGCUUCACCGUCUUCGCUGGGUGUUACAUUCCAGAUGGCCCGGAUGCCCAACAACUCGCCAAGGAAACUUCGUCUAGGUUGACCAUUGUUCCUCUUGACGUCACGUCUGAUGAAUCAGUGGAAGACGCUAGGGACAUGGUCAAGGCUGGACUACAAAGACAACGGGCUGAGCUGUGGGCGGUGGUCAACAACGCAGGAAUAUGGCGCUGGGGCCUGAUUGAAUGGACGACCAUCAAGCAAUACAAGCAAGUAGCUGAGGUCAACGUGUACGGGAUGAUCAGAGUCACUCAGGCUUUCCUACCGCUCAUCCGCAGAGCAAAAGGUCGUAUCGUGAACGUCAGCAGCGUAAGUGGACUGUGGACAAUACCUUACAUCUCCAGCUAUUUCAUGACGAAAUACGCAGUCGAAUCUUUCUCCGAUGCACUGCGUUUUGAGAUGAAUCCGUGGGGAGUCAAGGUUGUCUUGGUAGAACCCGGUGAAUACGGUAAGCUAACCGGCAUCGCCCUGCACUCCCGAGAGUCGACCCUUGCCGUCUCCGAGCCGCUCUGGGACGGCAUGCGCGACGACCUGCGCAGAGACUACGGGCGGGAAUACUUCGACGGUCACGUGCAGCGUCUCCACCAGGCGCGCGAGGCAUGCUGGGACGACCUGACGCCCGUCUUAGACGCCAUGUUGGAUGCGGUGGCCUCGGGUAGACCGAAGCACCGGUACCUGAUUGGGGAGUUGUCCACUUACUACUUGAAGUUCAAGUUUAGCCUGCUGCCGUCCUGGAUGACUGAUUGGACCCUUUACAAGCUGGAUGAACCAUUCCCUAAACCGGCAGCACUGAGGGAGAAACACGACUAGUUGGUAACGGUCAGAUCAGCCUAUAAGUUCGAGAAGGAAUGUCAAGUUUCAUGAUUUGUGUUUAACCAAAGUUAGAAUCAUCUUCAUCGAACGUAAUACAUGUAUAGGCGAAUCCGGGCACGUAGUGUCUGUCCACGUAGCCCUAUGUACAACUUAAAGCCCGGGCCCUUUGAGUGGAUAAACCAUUGUGCACGCUAUUGCACAAAGCAGCUGCUCAGUGAUGGAUGAUCUGAACAAUACUUAGCACAAUGCUUUCGCCAUUUACCGGGGCCUUAGUGGUAGAAUUGAUAGCGUUAGCGUGCCCGCAUUGGUUUAAAGUCUGAAAUUGGUAGCAUUAUCAAUAGCUGCGCUAUCUUUAUAUCCAUCGUGUUCAAUGUAACCAUAGCGUAGGCCUUUAAUUAUUACAUCAUGAGUCCGCCAUAUUAAGAAUGUGCCAUCUUCGAGUUAGGAUUGUGCGUUAAAAUAUCAAACAUCUAACAGUAGGCCUACUGAAAUACUUUUGAUUGUUUCUAAUUUCAUGCAAUACGGUAUCAGUCAUGCGUUAUCAGUCAUACGGCGUAUCAUGUUCCAAUUGAGUUUGUUCCUGGUUUGUUCGAUUGUUUGAAAUCUUAUAUUAAACAACAUGAAGUCGCUGAAAUUGUGGCCACAGUUGUUCGUUCUUUGACAAUACAUUGGAGACUUCUCCGGUUCUUUCGAGCA